CUUGUUCUCGGAAAAUCUCGUAAGCCAAGGUGUUUUUCGAAGGUGAAGGACAUUAAUCAAUUGCCCGUGACUUACAGGAGUAAUGAAAAGGCUUGGAUGACAUCUUAUCUCUUUGAGGAAUGGAUGGACAAUUUAAACAAGAAAAUGAAAAGUGCAAAACGACAC
This is a messenger RNA of Lottia gigantea (owl limpet), 165 nucleotides long. RefSeq lists its product as hypothetical. Lineage: Eukaryota; Metazoa; Mollusca; Gastropoda; Lottiidae. Gene Ontology annotation, molecular function: nucleic acid binding. The transcript has a single exon. The annotation marks the transcript as partial. The record is from RefSeq and is a predicted model, not a curated record.